AUGCCUUGGGGGAGCGACGCCUGGCUGCUCAAGCCACUGCAGCAGCAGCUGCACUACGCGAAGCCGUUGCCGGUGCAGCAGGCGGUGGUUCCGGCGGUUCAGCGUGCACUGCUGAGCGGGAUUCCCAUGGAUUUUUGCCUCACUGCUCCCACCGGCAGUGGCAAAACGCUCUGUUAUCUGCUGCCCAUGCUUCGGCUAGUGACGGAGUGUAAGCGCGGCGUGGACCACACACGCCUCCGGGCCCUGGUGCUGGUGCCCACAAAGGUUCUUGGCACACAGGUGUUUCGCGAGCUGCAACAGCUCACCCGUGGCACCUCCAUCGCCGUGGAGUCCCUCUGCAAGGCGGAAAGCAGUGUGCGGGAGGAGGCGGAAUCCAUCGUCCGCACCGCCGCCGUUGUCACCAGCGCCGCUUGCGCAAGUGAUGCGGAAAAACCGGAGCCCGGGGGGGAACUGCGGAAUGCGCAUGACCGUCAUGUUGCGUCUCAGGCGGCAAGUACUGACGGCGUGGCACGGGGAGCGUCACGGUUGCUUUACUACUCCCGUGUGGAUAUUCUAGUCGCGACGCCACAGCGGCUGCUGCGCCACCUGGACGGUACGCCAGGGCUCUCGCUUGCCGACCUCCGGCUCCUCGUCAUUGAUGAGGCGGACCAGGUGCUGGCGGGCAACUUUGCCAACUUUGUUGCCAAAGUGGUGGAGCGCUUUGAGGAGGAGCAGCUGGCGCGGUUAGGGGAUGCGGGCGGCACGCGGCGUCUGGUGCACUUGACGUACAACCUGCACAAGAUGCUUUGCUCCGCAACCCUCUCCUCGCACAUCGCCCGCAUCUCGGAGGUGCGGCUGCGGAACUGUCGCCACUUUGCCCUCGACAGCUUCGGCCGUGGCAUUCACCGCGAGGACGAGGGCGAGCCGCUGCAACUCUCGAAUCAGGCGCAGGCGCCGCAUGGGAAGAAGCGGCGCGGCCCCCAAGACGGGGCGAAGGGGCAAACAAAGGACGACGACGAGGCGGCGGACCCCGCGGCGGCCCUGCCCAUUUCCCGCCAGCAGCUGGUGCGUACCUCCUUCGCCCUUCCCCCAAAGCUGCAGGAGCACGUGGUGUUCGUGGAGGACUGGUACCGCCAUGCCGUUUUGCUGAAGCUUGUCCGGGCGAUUAUUGCAAAGCAGCGUGCUGGCCGCACACCAGCGGCGGCGGCGGCGGCGUCAGCUUCGGCUGCCGCCUCGUCGGGCGCUAAUGACGAGGCGAAGCACAACGAUGCCGUGCAGGGCGGCGCCGAUGGUGCGCCUGCCACGCCUCAAGAAGACGAUGACAACCUGAAGGAAGAGGAGGCGGAGGCGGAGAACGAGGCGGAGUUCCGUGCACUCGGAUAUCGACGUCAUCGUGGACGACGUGCGGGGCAGCCGACCGUCACCACCGACUCGCCCAGCGACUACCCCUCCUGCGACGACGACGCCGGUAGGCGCAUCCUCGUCUUUUGUCGCACGGCAGAGGAAGCGCGGGUCAUGGGUCAUUUUCUCCUCUCCGCCGGCGUGCAGGCGACCGAGUUUACGACGCUGUCCACCGAGAGUGAGCGGCGGCGUGCACUGCUGAAGUCGGCCCCCGAUGCAUGCAUCGUCGCCUCCGACGCCCUGAUGCGUGGCGUGGACGUGCCUAACGUCGGCCACGUCGUUAUGUACAGCCCGCCCGAGACGCUCGCGCAGUACGUCCACCGCGCCGGCCGCACAGCGCGGGCGAUGCGGGCGGGGCACCUGCAUCUUCUACUGCAGAAGAACGGCCCCAGUGGAACGCAAAGCGAUGGCGAGGUCGCCGUGUUUAAGGCGCUCAGCUCUGCCGUGUCGCGUAGUCAGCCUGUGCUGUACGAGCGACACUUCUUCAUGUUUGACCACCCCAAUCCUGUGGCGCCGACGACGGCCACCACCGCCGCCACCAGCAGCGGCAGCGGCGGCGCUGAGCCGGCCACCAAAGACAAGGCGCGCCUUCUGGUGGAGGAGGCGGACGCCCAUCUAAAGGCGACGCAGGCACGCCUGGCGACGCACUGGUCGUCGGCGCUUGAGAGCAACCAGAAAGAGAAGGUGGCGAGAAAACGGCCACUUGCAGCGGGCGGCGGCGCGGCGCAGCAUGCGCCGCCCGUGAAGAAAAAGGAAAAGGAACGCAAGCCAAUGAGUGAGUAA
Molecule: messenger RNA, 2163 nt
Organism: Trypanosoma conorhini
Lineage: Eukaryota; Euglenozoa; Kinetoplastea; Trypanosomatida; Trypanosomatidae
Product: ATP-dependent DEAD/H RNA helicase
Exons: 1
Coding region: 1-2163 (720 amino acids)
Cellular component (GO): nucleus
Molecular function (GO): ATP binding; nucleic acid binding
Source: RefSeq, a predicted model, not a curated record